Molecule: messenger RNA, 7321 nt
Organism: Trichechus manatus latirostris (Florida manatee)
Lineage: Eukaryota; Metazoa; Chordata; Mammalia; Sirenia; Trichechidae
Gene: EMB
Product: embigin
Exons: 8
Coding region: 323-1177 (284 amino acids)
Biological process (GO): axon guidance; homophilic cell-cell adhesion; dendrite self-avoidance
Cellular component (GO): axon; plasma membrane
Molecular function (GO): cell-cell adhesion mediator activity
Source: RefSeq, a predicted model, not a curated record
UUUUUUGAUUCGUAAAGUGCUAUCUAUCCCUGCUCGUGGUUUGGUGGGAGAAACAUCAGUACCUUAUAUAGUUAUAAUGCAGUAUGAUGAGAAUCUAAGUCCUCUGAGUGCAGGGAGGAGGAAGCUGUUCCGACUUGGUUGAGCUAAGAAAGGUUCUCAAGAAGAGAGGACACCUGAGAAGGGGAGGAUUACUUUAGUUUGCAGAGUCUCUUAUGUUUUCAACAAUUUUUGGUUAUGUAUCCAUUACGAUUACUCUGCACUGAGAGGAGAAGUCAUGCAUUCCCUGGAAGACCCUGAGCCAGAGAAGAAUUAAUGACAUCGAAUGAGUCAAUCACAGUGGAAAAACAAGCAAAGUACUACAAACUUCAACUCAGCUCUGAAACAUUCCAGUGUACCAGUAGAAAAAAAUAUCACUUUAGAAAGGUCUUCUAAUGUAGAACUCACAUGCCAGUUCACAACAUCUGGGAAUCUGAAUGCAGUAAAUGUGACUUGGAAAAAGAAUGAUGAAGUACUUCAGAAUAAUUCCCUCAUCAACACAACGGGAAAUAUCCUGUAUACCCAAUACAAGUUCACAGUCAUUAGUAACAACCAAAUGGGAAGUUAUUCUUGUUUCUUUGGAGAGAAAAAGGAACACAGGGGCACAUUUCAUUUCAAAGUCCCUGAAAUUCAUGGAAAAACCAAGCCAAUGAUCACUUAUGUAGGGGAUUCUACUGUCUUGGCAUGUAAAUGUCAAGAUUGUUUUCCUUUAAAUUGGAGCUGGUACAGUAGUAAUGGGAGUGUACAGGUCCCUGUCAACAUUCAAAUGAGUAAUAAGUUCUACGUGAUCAAUGGAACAUACAGUAAUGAAACAAAGCUCAAGAUAAUGCAACUUUCAGAGGAAGAUCGGGGACCUUACUGGUGCCAUGCAGUUUUCCAAUUAGGCGAGAGUGAAAUUCUCAUUGAACUUGUCGUGCUGAGCUAUUUGGUGCCCCUUAAACCAUUCCUUGCAAUAGUUGCUGAGGUUAUUCUUUUAGUGGCUGUUAUUCUCCUCUGUGAAAUGUAUACCCAAAAGAAAAAGAAUGAACCAGAUGAUGGGAAAGAAUUUGAACAAAUUGAACAGCUGAAAUCGGACGAUAGCAGUAAUGGUAUAGAAAAUAAUGCCCCCAGGCACAGAAAAAAUUCAGUUACUUCUAAAUGAUACUGCAAAUAAAAGGAAUCUGUGAGCCAAUGAAUGAGAGACGUCAUGUCAAGAGUCAUGGGAAGACUCUUCAAGAGUUUAUAUUUCAGCUUUGUGUAUGCUUCCUCUUAGGACCAUCCGAGCUUUAAUUUCAAAAGGAUAAAAAAAGCUCAACAUGCUCAGCAGUAGUUCUGUGAAUAAUAUAUGCUAUCUCAGAACUAAAGAUCUAUUUUCAUUCUGUAAUUAUUUUACAUUAAUGCAAGGUAAAUUGUAUUACAUACGCUUUAUGAAAUAUAACAGAGGACAAGUAAUUUAAUGCUGGUCUUCAAGGGACACACGGAACAGACACCAGCGAAACCAGUUAAUAGUUCAUACAGCAAAUGUCACUCAAGGCCGAGUUAUAACCAAAGACAUCAUUCAAGAAAAAGCCUUUACCGUUUGUCUUAAAAAAAAAUUUCCCCCAAAUUUAUGCCUACUACAUAUCAAACUAUUUGUAACAAUUUCUAUGUAAAGCUUACCAUUCUGUAAUACUGAAAAAUAGUAUCUUAACUAGGAAAUGAAUACUUUCUGCAUUUGCUAAUGAUGGUUACUUUAUAACCUCCACAAGAAAACCAUGUUCUUCAUCCAUAAAAAUUGGUUUAAGGCAAGUAAAUAAAACACUUGCCCCAAAUCUCCAUUACCACCAAAGCAAAUUUUCCAGUAUUUAUUCCAUUCAUCUCUACUUCUCUGCUGCUUCCCCACUCCAGGCAAAAGUGCUACUUAGUUUUUUACAGUGUAGAGCUUUUGUUCUUUUUUAAAGCUUUGUGUUUUAGACUUCUUAGGGUAUACCUGGUGUUAAUGUCUUAGGGUGCAGAUCCAUAUAAUCAUAAUGCAAUACUGCCACAGAGAUGCUUCUGUGGUUCCUGUUGGCUUGUAUCUUUAAUUCACUGUUCUGGUCAGGUUUUUCCACGCUGCCUUCACUUAAUCCACAUAUUUUCAGGCUCAGUGGUGGUCAGUUUGUGGAAACUAAUUCCAUGGCUAAAUAAAUAUCUAAAAAUGCCUUAUUAAUGCUUUUAAAUACUAAUCCUUUUGACUGAAAUCCAGCAGUACUAAAGCACUGCUUAAAUCUUUUUGUGAAUGCUUAAGACUUAAUCUUAAAAAUAAGAUACUUAAUAUCUAUUGCAUAUGUAACUGAAAUAUUUUAUGACUUAAAUGAAAUCUGAAUAGGCACAAGAGUUGUCAGUGGCUUGGAAGGAAAUAUUAAAGUCACAUACAGGAUACUAGUUUACAUGGAAGACGAUGUGAAACCUUGAUGCUGGUGGGACCAGUGUCCCACUGCUCACAGUGCCACAGGGUUCAGAGCAAGGUCAGAAGCCCAAGGGAGAGCAUGGGAUGGUGGAGAGGAACCCAUGGUUCUUGGUGGCUAGGGGAUUAAAGAUUGGGAAAGAGGAGCUCAAUGAUUUGAAAAAAAAAUGAUAGAAAUUUACAUGAUGUAUGGACUGUGAAAACUAUAAUAAAAUUCUUAUUGUGAAAAUUAUAUGACAUCUUAACCAAUGUUUAAAAAUCUUACAAGUAUGAAUAAUCAAGCCGCAACACACAUAAUGUAGUAACUUGCAAGCUGCUCAUUAUUUUAUUUCGGCAAUAUUUUGUUGUAAAGAAUGUUACCUGCACAUACAUGUUUUGUAGAACACAUACUGUUUCAUUGAAUACAUCCCUUAAGUAAUAGCAGACUCCAUUUUAUUCUUAGCCUCAGAGCCAUAAGCCAUGCACUUCUUUUGGUUUAAUUCAUUAUCAUUAUUAAUUUGUUAAAAAUUGUCAUGGGUGAUACCUAUAUGAUGGCAGAAAGUAAUCAGUUAGCUUAAUUUUACUCUAAACAGUUUCAUGCAGUGAAAAAUUAGUGAAAUCUGCUAUUUGAUGAAGUUCAUUUCAAAAGGGUAUGUUUGUUUGUGUGUACAAAACCAAAAACAAUUUGUGCGCAUUUGAAGUAUGCAUCCUUCUGUUUUGCCACCAUUCAAUUGUUGGCUAAAAUAGUUUUCAAGAGAAAAAAACAAAUGCUGCUCCAAGGUAAAGUAACUUGAAAUAUUUAUAUAGUAAGUUGAAUUUUUAAAUGGUAAUGCUUACUAUUUAUUUUUUCCAGCAAAGACAAGUUACUUCAGUAAGUUUAAGCAGAAAACAUGUCCAGAAAAUUAAAGCUGAAUUUUGGCUUUUCAGAAUCUCUGGGGGACUUCUGGAAAAUUACUUCACUGCUGUUAAUGUAAAAAUGGAAUGUUUCCCUUAGUUAUCCUCAUGGAGAUGAUAAAUGGAUUAACUAGUAACGAUGACCAAUUGUAAAUUGACUGCAAACACUAAGCAAGCAGAAAAGCUGAAGUGGGAAAGUGACUCCAAGUUUACAUAUUAGAUCCCUCAGGAAACUCGAUUAAUCUUUACAGCGAACAGGGUUGUUCACUGUAAUAAGUAGAUUUAAUGAUGACAUAAAAUUUCCAGAUACUUUUAUAUUCAGAUAAUACUCAAAUAUAAAUUUUCUUCCUUUGCAAUUUUUCUUUUUUUUUUCUCCAGCAUCUAGUUACUCAGGCCAAAACCUAGAACUCAUUGUAAUUUUUCUUCUCCUUUAUUAACCAGUAAUGGUCAUGAAUGCCUGUUCUUCUGCCCUUCUCAGUAGCUCAUUAAUCCACCCCAUUGCUUCCCCCACCCAACCCUUGACAGCUGCAGCAACUAAGGUCUUGAUUUUCUGGCCUCAUUCUCAUCUUCUAUCAACCCAUUCUUCACACUGCUCUCCGAGUCAUCUAGCUGAAACACAAAUCUCACUAUAUAACUUACUCUGGCAGGUUCCAUGCCAAACCUUUUCAGGCUCACUUUUGCCAUUUCUUAUUAUUGCAUUUCUCCCAAUUGCUAAUCUCUCUCCAGUGUCUCCAGCCUAGAUUUAUACAUUCUUCCCAGAAUCCUUUUCUCCUAUGCACCCGCUGCCCGACUUGACUAACUCAAGUUUAGCCUUUAUGACUUUACUCAAAUGUGAUUUUCUGGAGGAUCCCUCACGUACAGUGGGGUGUAUAUCCUCCUGGUUGCUCCGAUCAAACCAUAUUUUUUUGUGUGUAUUACCCUCUAUUAUAAAUAUACAUUUAUUUGUGUUUUCCCGGAUUCUGCUUUUAUUUCUGUGCUCUGUACCUACCAUGGAGCCCUGGUCGCACAGUGGUUAAGAGCUACAACUGCUAACCAAAAGGUCAGCAAGUUUAAAUCCACCAGCCACUCAUUGGAAACCCUAUGGGACAGUUCUGCUCUGUCCUACAGGGUCGUUGAGUUGAAAUCCACUAGACAGCAACGGGUGUGUGUGUGUGUGUGUGUACCUACCACAGUGAGUGGUGCAUUAGAGACAUCGAGAAAUGUGUGUUGAAUGAAUGAAUGUAUAAAUAAAAACUAGCAAAUUUCAUACAUUUGUACUUAUUUUUAGAAGAACCAUCUAAAUUAUGACAAAUCAGAAUUGAAAAAAUUAACAUGGAAAAGCAAGUUUUGUAACUGCAACAUUUGUUUCUAUUAUUAUUAUUUUAAAAAAAUAAUAAUAGAAUAAGAGGUCCUGUCAGAUUUUUUUUAAUAAUGUAUUAAUGUCUAGUGAGCAAAGGGAGUCCAAAUUACCUCAACUAUUGUAUAGAUUAUUUCCCUUUCAACUUAACCUAAAUUCCUAAUUGUCUUCUAAUUUUUAUGGACAGUAAAAAUGUAAACCUUAUUUUUAUCCUUUGUUUUAAGUAAGAGAACAUAUUGGCUUUAAAGAAUUUUAAAAGUUGUAUUCCUUGAAGGGUAGAGAGUUUUGAUAUUUGUGCCUGCUCUAAUAACCACCUCAUUCCUUCCUCACUGUGUGACCUUAACAGUACCUUAGAAUAUAUUAGAAUCCAGUUCAAAAUUUUAUUUUAAAGAAACAAAUAUUUUUAAAAAUCUUUCAUUGUUUAGUUUUGAUCACCAAAAUCUUGUCUUUUCUCAAAUUCAUCACACACAAAAAAAAUCCAUUCCACUUGCUUGGUCGCUGGUCUUCAUCUUUCUGGCACUUAAAUACAUUUACACAUAAUGAUUUACUGAAUGAAGAUUUACUGUAUUUCCUUAUCAGAAAAUGAAUCUUCUCUAGUUGAACAAAUCUUUACAGAAAAUCAGAAUCUUCUCCCCAUUAGUGUUGUUCAUUUUUCAGUGAGAAUAAGUUAAAGAGUAUGUGCCAGUAUUACUUGAAAGGCACAGUGACAUCUUUGUAGCAUGCUGAAUAAAUAUUUAUUGAAUGAAUAGAGAAUUGUUUGGGAAUCUGAAAUUAUAUAUAACUUAUAUAAUGUCCGCUUUGAUUUUGAUUAGUUAGCUGUGAAUUUAUCCAGUCGUGGGAACAGACUGCCUAUGUGCACUUCCUUCAUAUGAUACUGAGGAAUGUAUUUGCACUGUGUCUAGAAGGUUAGUUGCAUGCUUUGAUAAUUGAGUUUUUUAUUGAAUGCUUAGCAUGUGGCAGGUACUGUGUUAAAUGCUUUGACAUUAAUUAUCUCAUUUAAUCCCAACAUCAUCCUAUGCUUUAGAAAACUAUUACUAUCUGCCUUUUACAUGUGAGGAAAGUGAAGUUUAGAGAGAUUAAAUAAUCUGCCUAAACUCACCCAGUCUAUAAGUGUUUGGAAUUUUGAUUGAAAUCCAAGAAGCCAGCAUCAAUAGCCUAGACUUAACAUUGAACAGCUUUGACUUCUUGCUAGUUACAUGCUUCUUAGAAAAUGAGGCUAUUAUCUAUUUAUCAUCUUUUUUUUAUUUCAGUCUUUGAUGCUGAGUUAAAUCCUAAAUUCCAUGAUCACAGUAUUAAAGCUUACAGGACCCAGGCUUUGGCAAACUUGCGUCCCUGCAGUGAUGCUGAGGAAUCAGCACACUGUUUGUUGUGGGAGUGUUUCAUUUUUUCCCUAAUUUACUUAUCAAUAGCAGGGUGAGCAUAUAAUUUAUCAUCCAAACACUGAGAAUGAAAGAAGGUGCCAUUACCAUUUUCAGAAGGACCACAGGUAGAAAAUGGACCCUAUGGUCACUCUUACAGUCUUCAGGGAGGAACUAAGGGACUUACGGGUGUUCCUUCCUGGGCAUAGCAGUAACAUCUGCAAGUAAGUUUGUAUGAGAAACAGAAAUUAACUUUCAGGGAAAUAGCUAUGUUUAGUAUAUACCAGCUGAGGCUUACAAUUGAGAGGUAGACAAUUUGGUGAGCUUAAAAAUUUAUUACUUUACCAAAGCAUCUACUAUGAUUAAGAUUUAUUAGUAUUCAAAAGUAUAAUGCCCAAGAUGUAAGAGAAACUGAGAAUGUCAUGUUUUUGAUGGCCUGUGAAAUGAACUGGACAAUUCUUUGGAUUUGCUUAUCUUUUGAUUAAUGUGUCAUAAUGAUAAUAUCUGUGUUAUUCUCAAUAAAUCAGGAAGCGUACUGUUUACUUAAAACCUUACAAUAAAAUUUGCUUAUGAAAUCAGUGAAGACUACUCAUGACCACUUUUGACAUUGUCAAAAUUACUUUUAAUCACACAAUUAACCUGUGAUACCUGUAUUUUAAAUUCUUUAAUUCCCAAAUGGGAAAAUGCUAGGGAAAACUGCUUGGGUUAGUGGUUAAAAUCUACAUAUUAUUUUAGUGUGUUAUCUAUUAAUAACUUUUAUUCAUAGAAAGUUGAUUUUGCUACUUACAAUUUAAAAAAUUAGCACAAAAGUUUAUUCAAUAGAUUAAAAUAUUAGAUUUUUGCAUAUAUAAUUAACUACAAUGCUAUUUAAUGCCACCAAAUGAAUAUUUUAAAAUGAUUAACUGCUUGUGUACAUCUAUCAAGAUAGAAAUUUGACCAUCAAUUUUACUUUUUAAAAAAUUUAGAUCCAUAGAUUCAUUGUGACAUGCUUACUAAUAAUUGUAACAUUUUCUUUUUUAACAUAUGUGUCUAAAUUCUCAUUAGUGCCUUUCUGUAUUUUGUAAAUAGCAUAGAAGAUGUUUGUAUCAAAAUAUUUUUUUAAUUUUUUUCUGUUGCAUAAAAUACAAAGAUAUAUCUGCUAUGCAAUUAAACUCAAUAAAAUUUAUUCUGUGAUUUAAAAAUUUGUGGGUAUUGGACAAAAUAUUCUGAAAUUUGUAAUUAUUAGUAAUGGUUUAAAAGUGAAUUUAUAAAAGCAGCAGAUAAUAGAAAACAUUGAUAUUUUUUCUUUGUAUACAUUCAUAAGACAUUCAAGUU